Papaver somniferum (opium poppy) is the source of this 2372-nucleotide messenger RNA. RefSeq names its product pentatricopeptide repeat-containing protein At2g34400-like. Gene Ontology annotation, biological process: RNA modification. Lineage: Eukaryota; Viridiplantae; Streptophyta; Magnoliopsida; Ranunculales; Papaveraceae. The transcript is spliced from 3 exons. Bases 386 to 2167 code for a protein of 593 amino acids. The record is from RefSeq and is a predicted model, not a curated record. Gene Ontology annotation, molecular function: RNA binding; protein binding.
AAAUAGAAAUAACUGAAUUGGAUUCCGGGUACAAACAAAAAUAAUUGAAUUACUUUCAUUUACUUGGAAUUCAAUUCUAAGAAUCAGAUUACCCUAUGAUUGAACUUUUAAGAUUCGGAUUCGAGGUGUAAUUUUAAUCAAUGUUCAAUCCUAAUCUCUGGUUACUGCAUGCAUUUGAGACCUUUUGUGAACCGCAUACCUUACUGCUCCCACAAGUGACAGGACUUGGCGCUACAUCAUGUCACAGGGGCAGGGCUGCGACGGCCGCUCGGGCUGAAGCCGAGUCCCCUUAUAAAAAGCUGAGUCCUUGAACUCAUUAGGCUUCCUUCCCUCUUUACACCGUUGGCCUCCCGAAUAUCCCACAAAACGAAAAGCAGAGACAACAAUGGCAUCACCAUCACAUAAACUCAUAAAUCUUUUAAAACAAUGUGAUUCAUUCAAAUUACUAAAACAAAUUCAUUCUCAGAUGAUUAUAAACUCAAUCACAGACAAACAAAAUUACCUGCUUUCUAAACUCAUUGAUCUCAAAGUAAACUCUGAUUACACUCUGUUUUUCUUCUCACAUAUUUCUGAACCCAAUGAUUUCUCAUAUAACUUGAUUAUCCGUGCUUUGACUAAUACUUGGCAUGAUUAUUCACUAACCCUUCAACUUUACUUUGAAAUGAAGGGUUUUGGUAUAGAACCUAACAAUUUUACUUACCCAUUUUUGUUGAUUUCUUGUGCUAAUUUACCAUCAUUAAGUAUAGGUAGACUGGCACAUUCCUGUGUUGUGAAACUUGGGUUGGAGCUAGAUUCUCAUAUUACUCAUUCUCUGAUUACUAUGUACUCUAGGUGUGGUGAUGUAUGUGUUGCAAGGAAAGUGUUUGAUGCAAUAACUGAGAGAGAUUUGGUCUCUUGGAAUUCGAUGAUAUCGGGUUAUUCAAAGAUGGGUUGUUCUAGAGAAGCUGUGGGCUUGUUUAAGGAGAUGAGGAUGAAGGGGUGUGAACCAAAUGAAAUGAGUGUAGUGAGUGUUCUUGGAGCUUGUGGUGAUCUUGGGGAUUUGAGUUUUGGGAAAUUGUUGGAAGGUUUGGUAGUGGAAAAGGGAUUUGAAUUAAAUACAUUUGUUGGUUCGUCGUUGAUUAAUAUGUUCGGAAAGUGUGGGGAUUUGGAAUCAGCUAGGAGGAUUUUUGAUCGAAUGCCUGUAAAGAAAGAUUCGAUUCCAUGGAAUGCCAUGAUCACAGGGUAUGCACAAAAUGGGGCAGCAGAUGAAGCAAUUGCUCUAUUCCACGACAUGAUAAGUGCUAGAGCGGAGGCUAAUAAGAUUACACUUUCAGCGGUACUAUCAGCAUGUGCCUCUGUCGGAGCCAUAGAUUUGGGUAAGUGGGUAGAAGAAUACUCUUCCAAAAAAGGAUAUCUGCAUGACGUCUACAUUGCGACGGCUUUAGUUGAUAUGUACGCGAAAUGCGGAAGCAUAAACCAGGCACAUCAAAUAUUUAAAAACAUGCCUUCAAAAAAUGUGGUCUCUUGGAACGCCAUGAUCUCUGCGCUUGCUGUUCAUGGAAGGGCACAAGAUGCCAUAGCUCUGUUUAAGUCCAUGCUCAAGGAUGGGACUGUCUGUCCGGACGACAUCACUUUCGUUGGAGUUCUAUCUGCAUGUGUGCAUGUAGGGUUGGUUGAAGAGGGCUGCCAGUGGUUUGAUUUGAUGGGACCCACUUUUGGAUUAAUCCCAAAAGUAGAGCACUAUUCUUGCGUGGUUGAUCUUUUGGCACGCUCAGGAAAUUUAGAAGAAGCGUGGAAUUUUAUUGAGAAGAUGCCUGAAAAGCCCGACGCUGUCAUGUUGGGGGCACUGCUUGGAGCAUGCAAGACUAGAGGGAAUGUGGAGAUUGGUGAACGUGUGGUGAGUUUGCUAAUUGAUUUGGAGCCAGCCAAUUCUGGAAACUAUAUUAUAUCAGCCAAGAUGUAUGCAAAUUCAAAGAAGUGGGAUGAUUCGGCAAGGAUGAGAGGGUUGAUGAGAGAGAAAGGGGUGAGUAAGACACCUGGUGUUAGCUGGAUUGAUAUUGAGAGUCAACUUCAUGAGUUUCAUGCGGGUGAAAUCUGCCUUGCGUCUAAUGGUAUUUCCCAAGUUUUCAACUCGUUGAAUGAGGAAAUGAAGUUUGAAGGAUAUGUUCCCAACACGAGUUAUCUGUAGGCAGUGGAAGAUGGAAAAUGAUUAUCAUUUCAAACCAAACUCACCUACUUGACACAUUGCUUGUAAUUUGGACCUCUUGGAUCCUUCAGUAUUAUGAUUUUCUCUGAUGGCAAGUAGGAUUAACUCACCCGUUAGAAAAAUAAAGCUAUGCGGCCCUUAACUGUCUGGUACACAUUUGGAUACCAGAGCCUAAAAUGAAUUUGCC